Molecule: messenger RNA, 1504 nt
Organism: Xyrauchen texanus (razorback sucker)
Lineage: Eukaryota; Metazoa; Chordata; Actinopteri; Cypriniformes; Catostomidae
Gene: wdr45
Product: WD repeat domain 45
Exons: 11
Coding region: 225-1301 (358 amino acids)
Biological process (GO): nucleophagy; protein localization to phagophore assembly site; protein lipidation
Cellular component (GO): cytosol; extrinsic component of membrane; phagophore assembly site membrane
Molecular function (GO): phosphatidylinositol-3-phosphate binding; phosphatidylinositol-3,5-bisphosphate binding; protein binding
Source: RefSeq, a predicted model, not a curated record
ACGAAGAGAACAGCGACAAUAACAACAACAGCGCUUGGCAGCUGUGCAGUUAUUGCCAAUUGAACAACUAUCAAGUUGAUAUUUAUCACUAUAAACUCCUUUUCAUAUCUCCUACCCAAGCAGGGCAACUCAUUCGGGCUUAUUUAUAUCUAUUGAUGAUCAGACCUAGAACAUAUAACCCCUGAAGAGUUCUUAAAAACAGCAGUGAAAUCCUCACAGGAAUAAUGGCCCAGCAGAGAGGAGUCAAUAGUCUACAAUUCAACCAGGACCAGAGUUGUUUCUGCUGUGCCAUGGAGACAGGUGUUCGGAUUUAUAAUGUAGAACCUUUAAUGGAAAAGGGGCAUUUAGACCACGAGCAGGUGGGCAGCAUUGCUCUGUGUUCAAUGCUUCAUCGAUCAAAUCUCUUGGCUGUGGUGGGAGGUGGUGUCAAUCCCAAAUUCUCAGAAAUCUCAGUAUUAAUUUGGGAUGAUGCUCAGGAAGUCAGAGACCCCAAAGACAAACUUGUCCUUGAGUUCACAUUCACUAAACCAGUGCUUGCUGUGCGCAUGAGACAUGACAAAAUCAUCAUUGUCUUGAAAAACAGGAUCUACGUUUAUAGUUUCCCCGACAACCCUGUCAAGCUGUUUGAGUUUGACACACGAGAUAAUCCAAAAGGUUUGUGUGACUUGUGCCCUAGUUUGGAAAAGCAGUUGUUGGUUUUCCCAGGACAUAAAUGUGGCAGUUUACAGUUAAUGGACCUUUCCAACACAAAACCUGGCACGUCUUCUGCCCCGUUUACCAUCAACGCUCAUCAGAGUGAAAUCGCCUGUCUGGCUCUCAAUCAGCCUGGCAGUGUGGUGGCCUCUGCCUCCCGGAAAGGCACCUUGAUCCGUCUGUUUGACACUACAACGCGAGAUAAACUAGUGGAACUACGAAGAGGAACUGACCCUGCCACAUUAUACUGCAUUAAUUUCAGCCAUGACUCGUCUUUUCUGUGUGCAUCAAGUGACAAGGGAACUGUGCACAUAUUUGCUCUGAAAGAUACCAAACUUAAUCGCCGCUCUGCUUUGGCACGUGUAGGUAAGGUGGGGCCGGUUAUUGGACAGUACGUGGACAGUCAGUGGUCUCUAGCUAACUUCACUGUUCCAGUCGAAUGCGCUUGUAUCUGUGCUUUUGGGAAGAACACCUCCAAAAACGUCAACUCUGUUAUUGCCAUAUGUGUUGAUGGGACAUUCCACAAGUACGUCUUCACCCCAGAUGGAAACUGCAACCGUGAAGCUUUUGACGUGUAUCUGGACAUUUGUGAUGACGAUGACUUCUAAAACUGGAGAACUUUGAUUGAUCUGUAUCUACAGUUAUUGGCAACAUGUGAAAUAGUACUUGUACAUUGAGCUCUGCUAAUUGCAAUGCCGUGUCAUUGAUGCUUAUUUGUGUGAAUAAAUGUUACUGCCUUAUAUAAUCAAAUGUACAUAAAAGCAUGGAGGUCUGUGUAAAGUGAAUACAAUGUCUUAUAAACAUUGAUCAA